AUGCAUUCAUGGUUGAGUGACAGCUACAACAGCUCGACGUCGUUGAUCUCGAUCGAACGGUACAAAACAAUCCGCGAUCACAUCCGCAGAAAGUACGACGACUGGGCAUCAUUCGUUCUUCCGCUGGGUAGACUGUCUGAAUACUCGGCCCUGCGUAAGCUUCUGGUCACCAAGUACAAGAUCCAUGAGACUUCAUUCGACCGUCGCCAAGCCGCUCCUCGAUUCGUCAUUCGUCCACAAUCGGCCUUCUGCUACGAAGGACAGAGCUGCAAAUUCUACUGCCGUGUCAUUGGUGUGGCUACUCCUGUUGUGACCUGGUAUCACAACAACCAGGAGCUGAAGCAAUCGGUGAAAUUCAUGAAGCGUUACGCCGGCGAUGACUACUACUUCAUAAUCAACCGCGUCAAGUUGGACGAUCGCGGCGAGUACAUCAUCCGUGCCGAGAACCACUACGGCUCACGCGAAGAGGUCAUCUUCUUGAACGUCCACCCGAUGUCGAAACAGGUACCAGUAUACAAACCAGAAACCCACACAGUCCGCAAACGCGAGCCAAGCCCGCGACCAUUAUGGCAGGAGGAAUCGGAUGCUGCUCCAGUGUUCACCUUCGCGCUGCGUCCGCGUGUCAUGCAGACCAGAGAUACUUGCAAGCUGUUGUGUUGUCUGAGUGGCAAACCAGUCCCGACCGUGAAGUGGUACAAGAAUGGACGAGAACUUAGCCGCUACGAAUACUCGAUGACUCACACGGAUGGCGUGGUGACCAUGGAGAUUAUUGACACCAAGGUUGGAGACUCAGGCGAGUACAAGUGCGUGGCAAUCAACCCAUUGGGCAAGGCCGAAACCAGUAGCGUCGUGAUCGUUGAAGAUCGCCGCAACCAGACGGAAGUACCACAGGCGGAAGCCAAGAAACCAGCGGUGAAGAAGCCGGAACCUAAACCAUUGCCAAGCGCUACGAAGUCACUGGGACCACCGGACGCACGAUCCCGGCAAUCCACCCGCGAAUUGUUGCCUCUGCAAUCGGACUCUCUGAUGCAUCCACCAAAGUUCACCAAGGAGUUGAAGGACGUAAUCGCUUCGGACGGUGAACCGCUACAAUUGAAUUGCCACGUCAGUGGAGACCCACUGCCACAGAUUGUAUGGACCAAGAACGGUAAAAAGGUGACGUCGUCGGACGUCAUCGACAUUAAGUACAAAUCGGGCAUUGCCAGCCUGCGAAUCAACGAAUUGUUCCCUGAAGACUCGGGCACCUACGUGUGCACAGCCAAAAACUCCAUGGGAGAAACGGCCACGCAAUGCAAGCUCGAUGUGAAGAAAGGUGCCGGCUCAGGCCGUGCUGGUGACAAGAAGGGUGCCCUUGUGAAGGCUCCAGUCAUCAACAAACACACCGAAUCCGGCUACUAUAAGGACGGAUCGGAGGUGAUCAUCAAGUGUAACAUCACCUGCCCGGAUCCAUUCAAUGUGAUCUGGCUGCACGACAACCGCGAAAUCAAGAACACACCCGACUUUGAAUACGUGAACGACGGCGAUGCGUACUCGCUGCACAUCCCGGAAAUCUUCCCCGAAGAUGCCGGCACGUACACGUGCGAGGCAUUCAACAAAGGUGGCGAAAGCUUCAGUUCCUGUACCAUUACGGUGCUAUCCCAGGGCGAGCAGAAAGAUCAGCCGACCUUCGCCAAAUUCCCUGCUUCGUUGAGUGUGCUGGAUGGGGCGAAGUCCGUGUUUACCUGCGAGACCUACGAUGCGCCUUCCAAGCUGGAGUGGUACAAGGACGGUGAACCGAUCAACGAAUCCUCCAACCGGUACCGAUUUGUCAAGAAGGACAACAAAUACACCUUUACCAUUGCCAAGUGUACGUUCGAGGACAUUGGCCAGUACCAGGUGCGGGCGGUGACACGCCAAGGAGACGCCCUGGCCUCAUUCUCGGUCAAUGUUAGUGCGUAGGGAACCUCCACGAGUUCGUAAGCUCUACUUUAGUUCGUAAGGCCGUUAGGAAGUUAGUUAGAUAGACGUAAACGAGAAGAUUUUUUUUGUACUUGAAUUUUUUGUUAGAGUCUAAUGGAUAUUUUUUGGAUAAGCUCAAACCGAAUGUCUUUUGCGUCUCCAUUUGUAAGUAAUAUUUUUGUAAAGUAUUAUUUAUUUUUUGACUUUCAAAUCCGUAUGAACCGCGUAUGAACCCUUUGAGACAUAGGCAGUGAAUUUUUUAUUGUUGAUAUAAAAAUGACGAAAAUCCAUAAAAAUAAUAAAAACGAAAAAGUUAAUUGUAAAUAA
This is a messenger RNA of Armigeres subalbatus, 2265 nucleotides long. Its product is annotated as twitchin-like. The record is from RefSeq and is a predicted model, not a curated record. The coding region runs from base 1 to 1938 and encodes 645 amino acids. The transcript is spliced from 3 exons. NCBI's taxonomy places the organism in Eukaryota, Metazoa, Arthropoda, Insecta, Diptera, Culicidae.